AGCGCCCGGCGCGGCUGCUGCGGCCGCGGGAGGAGGAGAAAGAGGAGGAGGAGCGGGCUCAGGUGCAGGCAAUCAUUUGAAGGGGGAAGGAGAGAAAGAAUCAGAGACGCUCCAGCCGCUCCACGGGAGCUGGGGCUCUCCUGCCAAGCGGCUCAGCACGGCGGCUGGGAGGGUGCUGCAGGUGAGGAGGAGCGCUGGAACAAAGCAUCGCAGAAAGUAAUAAUUCCAUAGGUGCCCUGUCGCUUGUAGGCGAAGGGAAUGAACGACCGGAAAUAUUCUGGGAUGUUCUAAAAUCCAAAGGACUUUCUGUGCAGCAUGGCAAUGCACGGUAGGAAAUUCACUCCAAAAAGAAGGCUUGAGCUCCAACAGCACUGGAUAUGUGGCUCUGCUAGUGUCUGAAAUCCCUUCUGAAGGCACGGCAAGGACUAGCAGAAACAUCGGAGAGAUUCGGGUACUUUUCAAGAGACUUAGAGGAAAUGCCAGUCUAAUAUCUGAAUGACCUUGGAGAUCGGAUUGUGUGGAUUCAUUAAUUCUCACUGCCAGCCUUCUAGUCUCAGGAACUCUAGGAUUAAAGAUGGUUUUAACAUUUUAGGGGCCUUUCAAGAAGCAAGAUUGUAUGCAAUUAAUUACCUGCCUAAUGAUUUCUGAACUAAGCAAGCAUUUACUUAAAACUGAACACAGAAGAUGCUCCCUUUUAACGCUUGCUCUCUCCAUAACUGCAAAUAAAAUGAACAAGGUAAUGUCCUGCAAUUAGAAGAACAUUUUUUUUUUAAAGCAGCUAUUUAUUAUUCUAAUCAUCUGAUAAAUGUAGAAACCCUUAAAGCUACAUGGAAGAUAAAGCAGAAUAACUGAAUAAUGGAGUAGUAAACAAUGGCAGCUUUUCUAGUGAAAUCAGCAUUUCAUUAGCUUCACAGCAGAAUGCAGAUGGAAGUUUCUGUUCUCUUUGUGUGGGGGUUUGUGAAAUGAUUCAGGUGUUGCUACAGAGCUAAGGUGUGCCAGAGGUGACGCACUGAUGCUGAGGAGGCAUCAACAGCUGUGGGACUGUAACCCUCUCAAAUGUAAGCACUGGCAGUGUCUACAGAGAGAGAUCGUGAGACGCUGAAGCAGAGUUUAGCUGCUGUUAAGCAGGUCACCUGCUCGCUCAGGCUCAGAUUGCAGUGUUCCCCAAUCACAAAACAUGAACCAGUCCCGAUGGAUUGAACGGAGGACUCUGAAUAUGAGCAGUAGUGUUAUGAACAUAUCUGAGCAUCUCUCCUGCCCUCUUGGAUUUGGUCACUACAAUGCAGUUGACAUCUGUAUCCUUGAGACAGUUGUUAUUGUCUUGCUCACAUUUUUGAUCAUUGCGGGUAACUUAACUGUGAUAUUUGUUUUUCACUGUGCUCCGCUCCUGCACCAUUACACCACCAGCUAUUUUAUUCAGACCAUGGCCUAUGCUGAUCUUUUUGUUGGAGUUAGCUGCUUGGUUCCUACUUUGUCACUCCUCCACUACUCGACAGGUGUCCACGAGUCCUUGACUUGUCAAGUUUUUGGAUACAUCAUCUCUGUGCUCAAAAGUGUAUCUAUGGCAUGCCUUGCUUGCAUCAGCGUGGAUCGCUAUCUUGCUAUAACAAAGCCUCUCUCCUAUAACCAACUGGUCACACCUUGUCGCUUGAGAAUCUGCAUCAUUUUGAUCUGGAUAUACUCUUGUCUGAUCUUCUUGCCUUCCUUUCUUGGUUGGGGGAAACCUGGUUACCAUGGAGAUAUUUUUGAGUGGUGUGCUACCUCCUGGCUAACUAACGCCUAUUUUACUGGCUUUAUCGUGUGCUUACUGUAUGCUCCUGCUGCCUUUGUCAUAUGUUUCACCUAUUUCCACAUCUUUAAAAUUUGCCGGCAGCACACCAAAGAGAUAAAUGAUCGGAGAGCUCGAUUUCCUAGCCACGAAGUGGAUGCUGCUGGGGAGACUGGGCACAGCCCCGAUCGCCGCUAUGCCAUGGUUUUGUUUCGGAUAACCAGUGUGUUCUACGUGCUGUGGCUCCCCUAUAUCAUCUACUUUCUGCUGGAGAGCUCUAGGGUCUUGGAAAACCCAGCACUUUCCUUCCUAACCACGUGGCUUGCUAUAAGCAAUAGUUUCUGCAACUGUGUCAUCUAUAGCCUCUCCAACAGCGUUUUCAGGCUGGGACUGCGGAGACUCUCAGAGACAAUAUGCUUCUCUUGUAUGUGUUUAAAAGACAGGGAUGUCCGGGACCCUAAACCGCGGAAACGAGCUAACUCCUGCUCCAUUUAAAGGAAACUGGCGCAUGUAAUCACGCGCGGAGUUUUGAUAGUGUUUGCUGUACCUGGAAGCUUGCCAGAAGAGAGAUGUUUACUUGACUAGCUUGCUGUGAUGUUAGAGUGAGUUUAAAAAGUGAUUGGUGAAAAGGAAAUGCUGCUGUGAGAGGGAGGUCACUGAACUUGAAUAUAGCUCUUGUGGAAUUGUGAGGGGAGCGAUUCGACAGAGACGAUGCAAAAAGAGCUAAAAAUCUUCCAAAGGGCGUGAAAUAACUACCACUAUCAGAGGAGGUUCCUCAUCAAAUAAAUAAGUUAGCUACUACCUUAUAUUUUCCCCCUCGUAGAAAAUUUGUCUAUCUUUGUGUCAGAAUAUACUGUAGCCUUCUGAAUUUCAAUAUAUUUAAGAGGAAACAAUCAACAACACAGUAAGUGGCUAUCUGUAAAUUAUAUACCUGAGGACUCUAGUAGAUAUUGCAGAUUAAUAAUCAGCUUUAUCUCUGCUCUGACAUCUUGUACAAUUUUCAGUUGUACAAACAACUGAAGGCCAUGAAGCUUUUUGGAUAGACCAGCACAUUUUGGUACAACUUUUGCAGAAGUUCUCCCCCUCAU
Molecule: messenger RNA, 2856 nt
Organism: Dryobates pubescens (Downy woodpecker)
Lineage: Eukaryota; Metazoa; Chordata; Aves; Piciformes; Picidae
Gene: GPR52
Product: G protein-coupled receptor 52
Exons: 2
Coding region: 1178-2263 (361 amino acids)
Biological process (GO): G protein-coupled receptor signaling pathway
Cellular component (GO): membrane
Molecular function (GO): G protein-coupled receptor activity
Source: RefSeq, a predicted model, not a curated record